Molecule: messenger RNA, 1314 nt
Organism: Etheostoma spectabile (orangethroat darter)
Lineage: Eukaryota; Metazoa; Chordata; Actinopteri; Perciformes; Percidae
Product: protein FAM107B-like
Biological process (GO): actin filament bundle assembly; actin filament polymerization; regulation of actin cytoskeleton organization
Cellular component (GO): neuron projection; synapse; stress fiber
Source: RefSeq, a predicted model, not a curated record
CCCCCACGUAUGCCGACCUGCCGGAGCACGGUCUGAUGGCGGCGUCCACAGGAAAGCGUCCCCCGGCGUCCUGCUCCGUCCCGCAGCCAGACUCCCUUCAGGGAGACGAGGACGAUGACAUCAUCAAACCCAAAAAACUGGUGAACCCCGUGAAAGCUUCCAAGAGUCACCAGGAGCUCCACCGGGAGCUGAUGAGCAGCUGCAAACGAGGAGGGGAGCGUGUGGAGAUGAAGCCCGAGCUGCAGAGAGUUCUGGAGUCGAGGAGACGAGAUCAGCUGAUCAAACAGAGGAAACAGGAAGAGGAAGCUCGCAGGAAGAUCUCUCCUCUGGAGGCCGAGCUGCAGAAGAGACACCAGAAACUGGACCAGAUGGACAAAGAGCCGAAACAGCGAGAGGAAAACCUGAAAGCUCCGGAGUUCGUAAAAGUGAAGAAGAAUCUUCGCAGGACGUCGUUUCUAAAGAGGAGAAGGAGGUGUAGAGAGGAGACAAGGUUACACUCUGAGGACUCUUCAGAGGAAACACUGCAGGACAUCGUGGGAUGAAUUACCUGACUCUGGACUACUUCCUGACUCUGGACUAGUCUGGACUACUUCCUGACUCUGGAUGACGUCCUGUCUCUGGACUACUCCUGACUUGGACUAGUCUGGACUACUCCUGACUCUGGAUGACGUCCUGUCUCUGGACUACUUCCUGACUCUGGACUAGUCUGGACUACUUCCUGACUCUGGAUGACGUCCUGUCUCUGGACUACUUCCUGACUCUGGACUAGUCUGGACAACGUCCUGACUCUGGACAACGUCCCGACUCUGGGCAACGUCCUGACUCUGGACUACUCCCUGACUCUGGACAACGUCCUGACUCUGGACUAGUCUGGACAACGUCCUGACUCUGGACUACUUCCUGACUCUGGACUAGUCUGGACAACGUCCUGACUCUGGACGACUUCCUGACUCUGGACUAGUCUGGACAACGUCCUGACUCUGGACAAUGUCCUCACUCUGGAAAACGUCCCGACUCUGGACUACGUCCUGACUCUGGACUACUUCCUGACUCUGGACUAGUCUGGGACUACUUACUGACUCUGGACUACUCUGGACUACUUCCUGACUCUGGAUACUUUCUGACUCUGGACUGUCUGGACUACUUACUGACUCUGGACAACUUCCUGACUCUGGACUAGUCAGGACAACGUCCUGACUCUGGACAAUGUUCUCACUCUGGAAAACGUUCCCGACUCUGGACUUCGUCCUGACUCUGGACUACUUCCCUGACUCUGGACUAGUCUGGAACUACUACUGACUCUGGACUACUCUG